AUGAAGCGCAAGCUCGGUGCCCUUGAAAAUGACCGUCAACUUUUCGAUGACCUCUUGGGCACCAUCAAGACGACCAAAACGACACAGAUUGAGCCUCUAUUGACAAUCAUCCGAAAUGGCGGCUCAAGGCAUGACAUUCGCACUUACCUCGAUCACCACCUACGGGUGGACGCGAAUUCAAUGCAAACAGAACAAGGCGUCGCCGAUCGACACAAAGCUAUCCGACGUACGAUGCGUGGGCGUAUCCAGGACGUCGUGAACCCCCCGAUCUCAGUCCCGGCGAAGCCAUGGACCACUGUAACCGACGAUGACGACUUCGUGUCGCACCUCAUCUCUCUGUGGUUCACUUGGGCGCAUCCCUGGUGGCACUGGGUCGACGAGAAGCUCUUCCUCGAGGCUAUGAGGUCUGGAGACGAGAGGGGACUGAUAUGUACUCCCAGUCUGGUGAACAUGAUCCUCGCCGAUGCAUGCUUGUUGGACACCCUGUCGGCAGACGGCUCCGAGCCAAACAAAUGGAUACGCGAGCAGUUCUACGAAGAAGCGAGACGAGGCCUCGAGGCAGAAAAGGGUCGAGUCUCCAUGGCUGUGGUGGCGACAUUGGGCGUGCAAUGGACCUAUUUGAACACGAGUGGUCAAGAUUCGCUCGGCAAUACCGUUCUGUAUCAGCAGAUAUUCCUGUCCAAAGAUCUGGAUAGGUGGCUGCAGAAGAUACAUCGCAGUAUGGAUCUACCCAAAUGGUACUUCGACAAUGUCACGAAAUGCCUAGACAGACUCCAGUGGACACUUUACGCUCUCAACUCGUGCACACUGUUGAACUUUGAAAAGUCACAAUACAUCAGGCCGCCGUCUCGGCCCAAGCCCGAGUCGAACCAUGAUAAGUGCGACAACAUUGACUGGACACCAUAUCCUCAACACCAUCCCCCGGUAAGCUUCCAUCCGGCCUGUCAUUACCGCAGCUUCGUCUCUCUCACGGAACUUACGGCACGUGGAGAGAGCUUGGUUACCAUCGAGACGAAGGAAGAUGUCGACAGUGCCAUGCGCCAGUUGGGUGAGCUGUAUACUCGGAUCCAAAAUUGGAGCAAGACUUUACCCGAUUGUUUGCUACUGGACGAGAGGUGUUCACCUCAUGUGAUUGCUCUGCAUGCACUCCACAAUUGGGUUAUGGUGAUGAUGGCGAAGCAAAUCGCUGCGGUCGAAUCGGGGAAUCACAGUCGUCCGUUGCUCAUCCGCACGCGGUCCCCGGGCGAACAGCCAAAGUGGAAGGAAAUAUCGCUGACGUGUUCGAUCCGCAUCGCCGAGCUCCUGGAACAAAUCCGCGUCCAGUGGGGGGCCGACCACUUCCCCGUCAUCAUCAUGCACCCCGUCGCCAUUGCCGUGUUUCCGCUGCUCGAAAGCUUGCACGAGACUCCCGAGGCCCCCCGGGCGUUUUUCAACCUCUGCCUCACCAUCCGCGCCGCCAGUCGACGGUUCCCCGUCGGCAAAGGCUUGCUCCUCGCCGUCAAGCAGUUGGCCGACCGGAGAGGGAUCCAGCUGCCCGAGAACUGUCGAGCCUGUUUUUCAGACCUGUCCGCCGUCUCGGCGUCUCAAAACACAUCAGAUCUCACCGACAAGGGGCUUGAUUAUCUUCUCGAUAAGUGGGUAGAUCUAGAUCUGCAAGGAUGUUGA
Exophiala spinifera is the source of this 1665-nucleotide messenger RNA. RefSeq lists its product as uncharacterized. Lineage: Eukaryota; Fungi; Ascomycota; Eurotiomycetes; Chaetothyriales; Herpotrichiellaceae. The record is from RefSeq and is a predicted model, not a curated record. The transcript is spliced from 4 exons. The coding region runs from base 1 to 1665 and encodes 554 amino acids.